UCAACGAACGCCUGCCAUUGCCGUCCUCCUGCCCUGCGAAGCUCUGAUCCAGCCGUCUUUAGCUUGCUGCAUACAGAAGACACUGUUAGUUGGAUCGCCAUGGCGCGGUACGGCGGGUUCUUGGAGAAGGCGAAGCCUUACGCCGCCAUGAUCUCCCUGCAGUUCGGCUACGCCGGCAUGAACGUGCUCACCAAGGUCUCCCUCAACCAGGGCAUGAGCCACUACGUGCUCGUCGUCUACCGCCACGCCUUCGCCACGCUCUCCAUCGCCCCGUUCGCCCUCGUCCUCGAGAGGAAGAUGAGGCCCAAGAUGACGUGGUCCAUCUUCUGGCAAAUCUUCGUCCUUGCUCUGCUCGGACCGGUGAUCGACCAGAACUUCUACUACGCCGGGCUGAAGUUCACCGGCCCGACGUUCGCCUGCGCAAUGAGCAACAUCCUGCCGGCCAUGACCUUCGUGAUGGCAGUGAUCUUCAGGAUGGAGAAGCUAGACGUGAAGAAGGUGAGGUGCCAGGCCAAGAUCGCCGGCACGCUAGUGACGGUGGCCGGCGCGAUGCUGAUGACGCUCUACAAGGGCCCGCUCAUGGAGCUGGCGUGGACCAGGCACGCGCCGGCCGGCGUCCACGGCGGCGCGGAGGGCCCCGCCGCCGCCGCCGACCUCAGCAGCAGUGACUGGUUCCUCGGCUCGCUGUUCGUCGUCAUCGCCACCCUCGCCUGGGCCUCCUUGUUCAUCCUGCAAACGCACACCAUCAAGCAGUACUCGGCGCAUCUGUCGCUGACCACGCUCAUCUGCUUCGUCGGCACGCUGCAGGCCAUCGUGGUCACCUUCGUCAUGGAGCGCCGCGCCUCCGUCUGGACCAUCGGCUUCGACAUGAACCUCCUCGCCGCCGCCUACGCCGGCAUCGUGACGUCGAGCAUCGCGUACUACGUGCAGGGCCUGGUGAUCCAGAAGACCGGGCCGGUCUUCGCGUCGGCGUUCAGCCCGCUGAUGAUGAUCAUCGUCGCCGCCAUGGGUUCCUUCAUCCUCGCCGAGAAGAUCUACCUCGGGGGCGUCAUCGGCGCCGUGCUGAUCGUGUUCGGGCUCUACUCUGUCCUCUGGGGCAACCACAAGGAGGCGCAGGAGAAGGAUGCGGACGCCAAGAUGGCGCUGCCGAUGGCUUCCAAGGGAGACGGAGCCAGUGGUGGGGUGACCGCCGCGGAGAUCGCCAGUGGUGCGAGUGAUGAUGUGGAGUGCAACACGGCCAACGGCGGCGUGAGGUCAUCCUCCAACGGACGCGCAGCCACUGCUACUGGUGCCGUUUGAUGGCCACAGACUCCCCAAUAACUUGGCUCCGGCAGGCGGCAGCGUCAUCCAAGUGCUAACUGUCUGCUGAUGAUUUCGUGAACUCUGAACUGUUCUUCUACGACGCACGCACUAGGAAAACGGCACGAUCGAGCAAGCUAGCAGCUGUGUGGAGAUUGGAAUUUUAGGUUCUGGCAGGAAUUAUACUGUUACUGUGAAAUUCCUGCGUUUUGUUUCAUCACCAAAAGCACGGGUGAAUCUAAAACAAUCACCAAAACCGUGGCAAUUUUGUUUUUCUUAUCAUUGAUCGAGCUAGUACGCUACA
Messenger RNA from Phragmites australis (common reed), 1603 nucleotides. Its product is annotated as WAT1-related protein At5g07050-like. Gene Ontology annotation, molecular function: transmembrane transporter activity. Gene Ontology annotation, cellular component: plasma membrane. The coding region runs from base 100 to 1299 and encodes 399 amino acids. Lineage: Eukaryota; Viridiplantae; Streptophyta; Magnoliopsida; Poales; Poaceae. The record is from RefSeq and is a predicted model, not a curated record. The transcript has 5 exons.